Molecule: messenger RNA, 8713 nt
Organism: Rana temporaria (common frog)
Lineage: Eukaryota; Metazoa; Chordata; Amphibia; Anura; Ranidae
Gene: TBC1D9B
Product: TBC1 domain family member 9B
Exons: 22
Coding region: 176-3949 (1257 amino acids)
Molecular function (GO): calcium ion binding
Source: RefSeq, a predicted model, not a curated record
AGAGGGCUCUGGAGUUCAGCGCGGCCUCCAAGGCCUGGGCUCCGGACCUCAUAGGGAGUGAGGGGCGGAGGAGGCCAGUAUACAGCACCGAGCACCGACACUCAUCUCACCGGACACUGAGGACCUGCACCGGGCCGCUGCUCCUUCCCCCACCCGGGGCUCGGCUGGUGAGGAUAUGUGGCUGAACCCGGAGGAGGUGCUGCUGGCCAAUGCGCUAUGGGUGACCGAGAGAGCCAACCCGUUCUUCAUCCUGCAGAGGCGACGGGGACACGGCAAAGGCGGAGGGCUGACAGGCCUGCUGGUGGGGACACUGGAUGUUGUUCUGGACUCAAGUGCACGUGUGGCUCCGUACCGGAUCUUACACCAAACCCAGGAAUCUCAGAUCUAUUGGACCGUGGCUUGUGGGUCAUCACGUAAAGAAAUCACUGGACACUGGGAAUGGUUGGAAAAUAAUCUGCUACAAACUCUUUCUAUCUUUGAAAAUGAAGAUGACAUAACAACCUUCGUCAAAGGGAAAAUUCACGGCAUCAUAGCUGAAGAGAACAAGAGCCUGCCCCCCAAGGAUGAAGAAGACCCAGGCAAGUUUAAGGAGGCAGAGCUAAAAAUGCGGAAACAGUUUGGUAUGCCGGAGGUGGAGAAACUGGUGAAUUAUUACUCCUGCAGUUACUGGAAGGGACGCGUCCCCAGGCAAGGCUGGCUGUAUCUCACUGUCAAUCAUCUCUGCUUUUACUCAUUUUUACUAGGGAAAGAAGUAACUUUAGUCAUCCAGUGGCUUGAUGUGACUCAACUUGAGAAGAAUGCAACUCUGCUCUUUCCAGAAUGUAUCAAAGUUAACACACGCGACAAUGAGUACUUUUUCUCUAUGUUCCUUAACAUCAGUGAGACCUUCAAACUGAUGGAACAGCUAGCUAACAUUGCCAUGAGACAACUGCUAGACAAUGAAGGCUUCCUGGAAGACCGAAAUCUGCCUAAACCUACACGACAACUCAAGAACAUCUCUGCUCUGAAAAGAGAUUUAGAUGCGAGAGCAAAGAAUGAACAAUACCGAUCCACUUUCCGACUGCCAAGAGAUGAGAGGCUGGAUGGACACACAGACUGCACUCUGUGGACACCGUUUACCAAGACGCACAUACCCGGUCAAAUGUUUGUGUCCAAUAACUACAUCUGUUUUGCCAGCAAGGAGGAGGAAGCUUGCCAUUUAAUCAUACCACUUCGUGAGGUUACAAUUGUGGAGAAAGCCGACAGCUCCAGUGUGCUGCCAAGUCCUCUGUCUAUCAGCACCAAAGGAAAAAUGACGUUCCUGUUUGCCAAUCUGAAAGACAGAAGUUUUCUGGUGCAGCGCAUCUCUGAUUUCCUGCAGAAGACAUCGCUGCAGAGUACUGGAGGGGACGAUAGUGGGGAGCAGAAGACUGCUGCAAGGAAAGGAAGCAAGGGAAAUAAUGAGGCAACAAAGCUGCUUUCUGAAAGUCCAACUGAUAUUGCCACCUGCAUUCCUCAGAAGUCUGGCUGUGAGGAUGCCCCUACUGCGUCUCAUGGACUUCUCAAACUCUUCCUGAGGGAACCAGCAGACGAAGAAGGGCCAAAAUGGGCAAAAGAAAAAAUGAAGGAGGAGUCUUGGAACAUUCACUUCUUUGAGUAUGGUCGAGGGAUGUGUAUGUACCGAACAUCAAAGACCCGCGACCUAGUUUCAAGGGGCAUUCCAGAGAGCUUGCGAGGAGAACUUUGGCUCUUGUUUUCAGGAGCAGCGAAUGAAAUGGCAACCCAUCCUGGCUACUAUGCUGAUCUAGUGGAAAGGUCCACAGGAAAAUGCAACCUUGCAACAGAUGAGAUUGAGCGUGACCUCCACCGCUCCAUGCCUGAACACCCUGCAUUCCAGAAUGAGCUUGGAAUAGCAGCUCUACGCCGUGUGCUCACUGCAUAUGCCUUCCGCAACCCCAACAUUGGGUACUGCCAGGCCAUGAAUAUAGUGACCUCAGUUCUGCUGCUGUACUGUAACGAGGAAGAAGCAUUCUGGUUGUUGGUGUCACUGUGUGAGCGAAUGCUGCCAGACUAUUACAAUACACGGGUUGUUGGGGCCUUGGUGGACCAGGGUGUGUUUGAAGAGCUGACACAUGAGUGCCUACCUCAACUGUCUGAGAAGAUGCAAGAGCUGGGAGUCAUCUCCACCAUUUCCCUCUCCUGGUUCCUCACCCUGUUCCUCAGUGUCAUGCCAUUUGAGAGCGCUGUAGUCGUAGUUGACUGCUUUUUCUACGAAGGCAUCAAACUGAUUCUGCAGCUGUCAUUGGCUGUACUAGAGGCAAACAUGGAUGCCCUGUUAAACUCCAGUGAUGAAGGGGAAGCCAUGACUAUACUCGGAAGGUAUCUAGACAAUGUGCUGAACAAGCAAAGUGUGUCACCUCCAAUCCCCCACUUGCAUGCUUUACUUACCAUUGGUGAUGAACCACCAAUUGAAGUUGAAAUUUUUGAUCUCAUCAAAGCAUCCUAUGAGAAGUUCAGCAGUUUAAGAGCUGACGACAUUGAACAAAUGCGAUUUAAGCAGAGGUUGAAGGUCAUACAAUCUUUGGAGGAUUCUGCAAAGAGAAGUGUGGUGAGAUCCAUUUCUACUGACCUCGGCUUCUCCAUGGAAGAGCUGGAAGAUUUGUAUGUCCUCUUCAAGGCUCAGCAUUUAAUGAGCUGCUACUGGGGUGCGAAUCGUGCAUCCAGUAAUCGUCAUGAUCCCAGCUUGCCUUACCUGGAGCAGUACCGCAUUGACCUGGACCAGUUUCAGGAGUUGUUUGCACAACUCACUCCAUGGUCAUUUGGCCCUCACAUCACUAUAUUGGCAAUACGGAUUUUUCGCUUGUUAGACAGCAACAAGGACUCAUUAAUAAACUUUAAAGAAUUUGUCACUGGACUAGGUGGAAUGUAUCAUGGUGACAUGACAGAUAAGCUGAAAUUUCUAUAUAAAUUACAUCUACCCCCUGCUCUGAGCUCAGAAGAAACAGAAUCCGCUCUAGAAGCCACUAACUAUUUCACAGAGGAGGUCACUCCCGAAAUAUCUCCUUUUCUCUCCGAACUGGAUCUUAUUCUGCAGAGUGAGUUCCCAGAUUCAGAUGGGGGCAGUGGGUCUACACCUGAAAAUGGAGACUCUGAAGGCAAAAAAGAGGAGAAAACAAAUAACACUACUGACUACAAGUAUUACUUGCGGAUGUGGGCUAGUGAGAAGGAGCAGAAGAAAGAAACUAUAAAGGAUAUGCCUAAAAUGAAUCAGGAACAAUUUAUCGAACUAUGCAAGACUUUCUACAACAUGUUUAGUGAAGAUCCAGUUGAACAGGAACUCUACCAUGCAAUAGCAACGGUUGCCAGUCUCCUUUUACGCAUUGGCGAGGUGGGGAAAAAGUUCACCAAUCCUCCUCUGAGAAAUUCAGGAGACACCCAGCCAAAUGUCACCAUGGAGCCCUCAAGCGAAGAAGAGGAGCAUAAUUCCAGCCCCGAGUACAGGCAGCAAAUGGCUACUGAAAAAAAUCCAUCCAGUGAUGCCAUCUCCGUUCCGUGCAACUCCCAAGCAGGACAUAUGGAAGAAGACUUUCAAAAACUGAGAAUGGAAAGUGGAAAUCCAGAAAGAAACAGCCCGCCUACUCAGCCCACCUCAGAUGAUGAAACCAAGGAUGACACUUCGGUCUCCUCCUAUUCCAUGGUCAGCGCCAGUUCCCUUCAGUGUGAGGAUAUUGCAGACGACACAGUAUUAGUUGGGUGUGAAGCUGGCAGUGCAACCCCCAAAUACGGCAGCACCAUUGAUGCCGAAUGGUCUAUCUCUUUUGAACAGAUUCUGGCUUCCGUGCUGACUGAGCCAGCCUUGGUCAGCUACUUUGAGAAGAAAGUGGACAUUGUUCAGAAAAUGAAGCAGAAGAAAGUUGAAAGACAAAUCAGUUCCUCCAGCGAGCAUGAACUCUCUUCUGUCUCAGGAUGAAGUCUGUUUCUAAGUUAUUCAGAAGCUGAUGACUAAUUCAUGGGAUUGUUCCAUCCAAAACGGAGUUCAAUUUUGGGUAGAUGUUGAGAAGUUAAAUUGCACAGCACAGCACCUUGAGACUUCAGAAACAAACUGUCCACAUCUCAAUCUUCAUUCUAGUGGCAGAUAUCAAAAGCUCUCACUUUUUCUAGGGGUGGUUCAUAUUGUUAGGUAUGCAGGAGGAAUGAGGGCAUGUGAUUGGAAGACGCAGGCCCAGGAAUUCGAGCAAGAAGAAAGAGCAGAGCCUCCAAGAGAUAAAUGGUGAUUUAACCCAUCAGCAUCUACUCAAAAAUGACAAAAUUGUUGCAUGGAAUGACCCUUAUAUCAACAUACAGCAAUUUGUUUUUAAUCAUCUGUUUCCAUUUCAGCUACUCCUAGCUUCAGGUAUUGUGCAUCUCCCACCAGUAGCCCCUGCAAGCUUCAGGAAAGCACUGCUAGUUGGAAUAAUCCUGCACUGCAGAAUAACUUAACUGCAGCCUACACCUCUGCAUGCUUAUCUUCUAUUUUAAUGAAUGGGUUUUUUACUCCCCCUAUAUGCGACAACAUAUCACUGUGUUCUUGGCUGCUUUAUGUCGAACAUACAGCACCAACACGCGGCACUGGUGUUCCAAUGUGUGAUAAAAUUGAGUAACAGUUGCCUUUUCCUCUGGUGACUCUUUGCUUGUCUGUCUUGUGCCUAAAUGAUGUACUGUUGGAUCCUGUUUCUGCUACCAAAGUGUAGCCAGUCAGUACUGUGUCAUAGGCAUGUAGCUAAAGUGCAAUAUAUUGGUAUACAGAAUAGUAUCCCAUUAUUAUUUUUUCCCCUGAAAACUCCAAAUCCAUUGUAUGUUGAGUUACAUGCUUAUUUCCUUUCAGUUUCCCCCCCCCCCCACAUUUACAUAUAUUUUUGUUUUCAAGAUUUGUGCCUGUAUAGUCGUGACUUUUCCAUGAAUGUUUUUUUCUUUUUUCCUAGUUUAGUUACUACUUAUUUACACUAGAUACAGCCAUCAUUUUGGCAUAAUGCACUAUUCUGCUGCUAAAUCACUGUGUUUUGUAACAUUUCAGGUAUCUCUCCUAUUUUUCCUUUGUCGUCUUGUUUAAAUUAUGUUGUCUUCACAUUCCAUUUCUACAACAUAAAUACUCACGUUCUGGUAUUGUAAUACGUAGCUUGACCUGUGACUUGCAAGUAGCAAAUAAAUAUAGAACAGGGGUUAGGUAGGAAUUGCUUACACUGAGAGAAGGGGUUGAAAAUCAAUUUGCAAAAAAAGACACAAAUCCCUGGCCUUCAACCAAUAAAAAGCAGUUUUCUCUUUAACAGCUUAUUUAGUGAAGAAUGCAGUCACCUCUAUCAAUCAAUUGGACUCCUCUUCAUUUGGCUGCAGUACACUGAAAUGCGGUUGCUAAUGCUUACUGCAAUUUCACAUUGUCUAUGCAUUACACCUAUUAAAUAAGCCAUGUUAAACUAACACUCUCACAAGAGAAAUAUAAAGGCUGCUGUUGCUGACCACCUACUAAAACUGCUAGUUGACUGGCCAUAAUGCUUAUCUUCUGCUCUCGGUUCUGAGUCACUGACCUGGAGCAAAUAUGCAAGUCAGGAAAUGCUGAGAAAGGUAUGUACUGCAACAAGAGGGACAGCAUGACUGCCAGAAGUUGGCAAUGGCAGCCUCAAUGUUUCUCUAAAGGCAAGUUUCCUUAAAUUACUACACUAUUGAUUUUGGAAGGUGUUUUUUUUACAGGUGAACGAAGCAAAUUGAGGUGGUGAAAUAAAGUUUACAGUAGUAUAAACUACACUGACUUACAAGAGAAAACAUUGCUUUGUGAAAGUUCAUACCUCCCCUCUUAUAUGGUGGUACGGCACUUUGCCCAAAAGGGCUUUUUGCGGAGUUAUAGUUCAAUGCUGGAUUCCUUGUGAGAGUCUUGCUUAUUUCCACAUAGAAUGCAUGUGCUCAGAUAUUGUGAAAGCUAACGUAAUUAGCAGUGUAAUGAAGCUUCAAAAGGACUCUGGGGAGUCAGCAUAGAACUGUGGAGGUUUGUACUGGCGCCUUAUACAGCCUGAUUCUGUAGGCAAGGGUUAUCAUUGUGGGUCUUUUUUUUUAGCCAUGUAAACACUGGCUGCAGCAGAUUCUUUUUAAUGUAUUCUCAAAUUUUGACAGAGAUCCUGCUAUUAGAGGCAAGGAAUAGUUCAGGCCACCAGACAGCAUAUGCAAUAGAAAAUCUGGGUGAAUUUACUUUAUCAGCAAACCUGUAUUCUAUACUAAUCUUAUGUUUUGCUAAUCUAGUACAUGGUGAGCACAUAUAUUUUCUUCUAGAUGCCUCUGCUACAGCCCAGAACCUUCGUUUUUCCAUCUUCUAGGUUUGCAUUAGACACCACAUGCCACAAUGCAAAGAUGGUUUCUUGGUGACAAUCCAGAUGUGCUUGCUUUGCAUUGUCAUAUGAUAAGCCUGUCUGGCUAUCAGAAGAAUCAAACGUUUGAAAGAUAUUGGAGGAUAUUGCUCACAACCAAUGAGGUUAGUUUUAACCCGUGUAUCCAAAGUAGAGGUUUACGAUAAAUGAAAAGCAUGCAUAACAGCAUAAGCUGAAAUUACUGUAAAAAAUCAAUGUCUUCUUUGCUUCCUUCACUUCAGAAAGCUCUCCAAACAUUGCACAUGCCUAGCUAAUUAAAUAUAAUUAAGUCCGCACUUUAAGGCCUUGUGCACACUGCUGUUUUGGUUUCAGAUGUUUUUUGCUGCCAAUAAACUCCCCAGCAUGUCCAUGCACACAUAGGCUGUUAUCAGCAGUUUUUGGCCAGGGGCGUUUUCUUGCUGGGGAAAAAAAAGGCAAAACUAGUGAGUUUUGAGAGGAGUUUUCCCAUCUAAAAAAAUGCUCUGACUCUAAAUAAAGAUGAAAACAACUUAAGACGCCAAAAAAACAUGGCUAUUCGGCAUUUAUCAGCGUUUUUGAGCCAUAGGCUUUUAUGGGAGUAUAGUUUUGCUAAAAGAAAUGCUGAAAAACGCUAGUGCAAAAACAUUGAAAAACUCACUCUACAGCUAACGCUGCUGGCUUUUUUUUUAUAACAUCCAGUGUGCAUGAGGCAUCGUGCACACUGAACUUUAUAAAAAAAAGGCAGUAGCGUAAGCUGUAGAAAGCUGUAGCUAUAGAGAGUUUUUCAGUGUGUUUUUUUUAGCAAAAAUUUAGUCCCAUAAAAGCUUAUGGCUCAAAAACGUAGAUAAACGCCCAAUAGCCAUGUUUUUAAGCCAUUUUCAGCUUUUUUGCAGAAAAAAAACAGCAGCUGUAAAAACGUCCAGUGUGCAUGAGGCCAAACAAAAAAAUAGCAUUAUUUAACAAUGUUCAUGUAAAAUGUCCCACCAGAUCUGCCAAUUAAUUAGGGGUUCAUUUAUGAAACUGUGAAUGGAAUGUGUAAUUACAUGUAUCAAACAGCUAGUGAUAAGCUGUCCAGUUUGUUUAUGCUACAGUAUGUUUAUUUUUUGUGCCAUUUUAAUGUCCCUUGCAUUUGUUUAGCACUAGAGAGCUAUUAAAGAGACACUGACAUUCAGGACAAAGUGACAGUGCUUCCUGAAAAUCAGCCCUGCCAGCAAAAUAUAGUCCCCCUUUUCUGCUCCUUCAGAGCCCUCGCUCCAGUACUGUAACGUAGCAAAGCUUAAAGAUUAUUGGGAGAAUAUGUCUACCCCCCCCCCCCCCUUCUCUGGAGUUUGGAUGGGCUUCUGCAGUGAGGAUCCAGCGAGGGACUGUGGAUCAAUGAGUAUACUUUGCUGGGGAGAUGGGCUAUUCUUUUUAUCUAUAUCAUAUGAGCCCCCAUAUGCAGUAUGCAGCAUAACCAAGAUCAACCAGCAAAUGAAAAUGGAGUUGCUAUUGAUCAUUGCGUUUAUUAAAUAUCAUAGUUUUUUUGCCUUUUUAUAAUGUAAUAUGUAUCUCCAUCCAAAAUGUGUUCUGUUAAUUUUGGAAUGAGUGGAUGAGGGUUUAAGAAUCCUCAGGUUUUUCACACUUUUGUGCUUCCCCUAUUAAGGAUAUUUUUUUUGCUAGUGACACCCAUCAUCUAGACAGGAAAUCUCCCCACUGAAGACGCAACGGUAAAAACCCAAAAUUAGGUUCUAACCCUUUUCCAGUCAAUCCAAUUCUAAAAAUAAAAAAAAUGGUUGAAGUUCCACUUUAAGUGCGUGUCCGUGGAAAUCAGCCGGUGAUAAUUUAGUAGCCAUAUUUUUUUUUUGUUGUAUUGUGCAUACAUGCAGACCUUUCCCAUACAGUAAUCACUGCCUUUCUUUAGCCUUGCAGUAUGAUUUACAGAACAUAUUCAUGUGUUAAAAUAUUAACCACAACUCGCUUGUUAUGCCAAGAGGACCGCUCUCACAUUGUAGGGAAACUUUUACCUAGAUACAUUUGUUAGCCUUGGCUUCUGCUUUUGGUAGAUGGUAUCUAGGAUAAAACAAGCUUUUAUAAGCCAUCUUCUCAAUUCACUGUGUAUUGUAAUAUCAUGAUACUUUUUAUAUGUUGCUUCACCAGACAUGAUACUGAGAUUACACGUCUUUCAGAUAAUACAAACUGGUCUAGAUUCACUUUCCUGUUAAACGCUAUAUGGUGUAUGCACUCUUGUGUUUACCUUUAUUGUAGAUGGCAUCAAUGGCCAACAUUGAUCACAACAUAAUUUAUUAUUAUUUUUUAAUCUACUGAGUUGAUAAUAUGUAUGUUUUUAAUCACCCAAUGGUCUUGUAUUCAAUAUAAAAGAUCUAAAUAAACUUUGAAUGGCUGUC